UUCUUUUCUUUUUUUUUUUUGUUGUUGUUGCCUGAUUUCACUCCGCCGCUCGUCCUCCACGCCUCGGGUCUACAUUUGCAGAUCGACUCCUGCUAUCGUGCGUAAUGUAUCAUAGAGAGGAAACACAGUAAAUAGACGGACACGUCCAUCUGCGAGGAAGAGGAAAGGAAGAUGGUGAUGAUGGCUUCGCCGAAACCAGCCUUCAAAUUCUCGAUACCGAUGGCGAAGCCUUCUCUCCCUCUCAAGCUCUUGUUCUGGGUCUUUAUUGUCGUCAGUCUCUCGUCAAGCUCCCUCCAGACUGAAGACGAUGACGAGGUGUCUAACAAGACGUGGGUGCUCACUCCUAAAGUGUACGAGAGUGACGUCACACACAUCCUCAACGGCCUCCUAGACGGAUACGACAACAAACUCAGACCUGACAUUGGAGUCAAGCCGACAGUGAUCCACACUGACAUGUUUGUGAACAGCAUCGGCCCAGUGAAUGCUAUUAACAUGGAAUACACCAUCGACAUCUUUUUCGCUCAGACUUGGUACGACAGGAGGCUAAAAUUCAACAGCACGAUGAAGGUCCUGCGUCUUAACAGCAACAUGGUGGGAAAGAUCUGGAUCCCGGACACCUUCUUCCGAAACUCAAAGAAGGCGGACGCUCAUUGGAUCACGACACCCAAUCGAAUGCUGAGGAUCUGGAAUGACGGACGGAUACUGUACACUCUCAGGUUGACCAUUGAUGCUGAGUGCCAGCUUAAACUGAACAACUUCCCGAUGGAUGAGCACUCGUGUCCCCUGGAGUUUUCAAGCUAUGGCUACCCAAGGGAGGAGAUUGUGUACAAAUGGAAGAGGAGCUCGGUGGAAGUUGGAGACAUUCGCUCCUGGAGGCUCUACCAGUUCUCCUUUGUGGGACUGAGGAACACCUCUGAGGUUGUCAGGACCGUCUCAGGCGACUAUGUGGUGCUGACCGUCUUCUUUGACCUGAGCAGGAGGAUGGGCUACUUCACCAUCCAGACCUACAUCCCCUGCACACUUAUCGUUGUCCUGUCCUGGGUUUCAUUCUGGAUCAAUAAGGAUGCCGUACCAGCGCGGACAUCGCUAGGCAUCACCACUGUGCUGACCAUGACCACACUGAGUACCAUUGCCAGGAAAUCUCUUCCGAAGGUCUCCUACGUGACUGCUAUGGACCUGUUCGUCUCAGUCUGCUUCAUCUUCGUCUUUGCCGCACUCAUAGAGUACGGUACGCUGCACUACUUUGUCAGCAACAGGAAGCCGAGCGCCAAAAAGGACAAGAAGAAGAAAAACCCGCUCCUCCGGCUCUUUUCCUCAAAGCAGACACCCACGGUGGACAUCCGUCCACGCUCGGCCACCGCCAUCCAGAUGAACAACGCCACGCACAUGCAGGAGCGGGACGAGGAGUACGGCUACGAGUGUCUGGACGGAAAAGACUGCACCAGCUUCUUCUGCUGCUUCGAAGACUGCCGCUCCGGAGCCUGGCGGCACGGCCGGUUGCACAUCCGCAUCGCCAAGAUAGACUCGUAUGCACGCAUCUUUUUCCCUACCGCGUUUGGUCUCUUCAACCUCGUCUACUGGGUCUCCUAUCUCUAUCUCUAGGUGUGGAUGUGUAUCCAGCCUUAUCAUACAGUCCAUUGCAUCCUACAUAAGCUCUGUGCCAGCAAAUGACAUUUCUGAUGGAGGGGACCUACAGAAAUAACCAGAUAAUUGAUUUUCAGCAUUUCUUCUUUGUUUUUUUUUGUU
Messenger RNA from Salarias fasciatus (jewelled blenny), 1746 nucleotides. It is a transcript of the gene gabrg2, whose product is annotated as gamma-aminobutyric acid type A receptor subunit gamma2. NCBI's taxonomy places the organism in Eukaryota, Metazoa, Chordata, Actinopteri, Blenniiformes, Blenniidae. The record is from RefSeq and is a predicted model, not a curated record. Gene Ontology annotation, cellular component: membrane. Gene Ontology annotation, biological process: gamma-aminobutyric acid signaling pathway; chloride transport; monoatomic ion transmembrane transport. The coding region runs from base 172 to 1602 and encodes 476 amino acids. Gene Ontology annotation, molecular function: GABA-A receptor activity; extracellular ligand-gated monoatomic ion channel activity. The transcript has 10 exons.